CCGGCAGCCGCGGACGCAUUCGACCGGCGCUGCGCUGCGGGGAGGGCGGCUCUGUGAAGCCGCGAGUCCUCCCGCCGCACUCCGGACCCAGCAUGGCUUUCGCCAAUUUCCGCCGCAUCUUGCGCUUAUCCAACUUCGAGAAGAGAAAGUCCCGUGAAUAUGAGCAUGUCCGCCGGGACCUGGACCCCAACGACGUGUGGGAGAUUGUGGGCGAGCUGGGCGAUGGCGCCUUCGGAAAAGUCUACAAGGCCAAAAACAAGGAGACCGGUGCCUUGGCAGCUGCCAAAGUCAUCGAGACCAAGAGCGAGGAGGAGCUGGAAGACUACAUUGUGGAGAUUGAGAUCCUGGCCACCUGCGAUCACCCGUACAUCGUGAAGCUCCUGGGGGCCUAUUACUAUGACGGGAAGCUAUGGAUCAUGAUUGAGUUCUGUCCUGGGGGAGCUGUGGAUGCCAUCAUGCUGGAGCUAGACCGAGGCCUCACCGAGCCCCAGAUUCAGGUCGUAUGCCGCCAGAUGCUGGAGGCACUCGAUUUCCUGCAUGGCAAGAGGAUCAUCCACCGUGACCUGAAAGCCGGCAACGUGCUUAUGACCCUUGAGGGUGACAUCAGGCUGGCUGAUUUUGGUGUGUCUGCCAAGAACCUGAAAACUCUGCAAAAGCGAGAUUCCUUCAUAGGAACGCCUUACUGGAUGGCCCCUGAGGUGGUGCUCUGUGAGACCAUGAAGGACGCCCCCUAUGACUACAAGGCUGACAUCUGGUCCUUGGGCAUCACACUGAUCGAGAUGGCACAGAUCGAGCCCCCACACCACGAGCUCAACCCCAUGCGAGUCCUGCUCAAGAUUGCCAAGUCGGACCCUCCCACACUUCUCACGCCCUCCAAGUGGUCCGUGGAGUUCCGAGACUUUCUGAAGAUAGCGUUGGAUAAGAACCCAGAAACCCGGCCCAGUGCCGCGCAGCUGCUGGAGCAUCCCUUUGUCAGCAGUGUCACCAGUAACAAGGCUCUUCGGGAGCUGGUGGCCGAGGCAAAGGCUGAGGUGAUGGAGGAGAUCGAGGAUGCCAGGGAUGAUGGCAGGGAUGACGGAGAAGAGGAGGAUGCUGUGGAUGUCACCUCGCCCCUGGUCAACCAUACUCAGGACUCUGCUGGUGCAACUGAGCCAAGCCUGAACUCUGACAAGCCUCCCCAGGAUUCCUGUGUCACCCUACCUCCCAUCCAGCCUCAGGAGCCUGUGAACAGACCCUGCAGCCAAUCCUCAGAGGAUGGAUCCCUCCAAACCACCAGCCCCGAAGAUGUGGUCCCCAAGAAUGACGGUGACUUAAAGGUACCCGUUUCUCUCCGGAAGUCCCGACCAUUGUCCAUGGAUGCCAGAAUUCAGGUAGCCGAAGAGAAAGAAGUCACUGGCCAGGCUGAGGACUCCAGUCCUGUGGCCAGCAAGUCCCAAAAGGCAAACCAGAGCCGCCCUAACAGCGUCGCCCUCGAGACCUUAGGAGGAGAGAAGCUGGCCAAUGGUGGCCUGGGGCUCCCCAGCUCUGCAGUUCCAGGCCAUGCUAAGCGGGCUUCAGACUGCAGCAGCCUGUCUACCUCGGAGAGCAUGGACUACGGCUCCUCCCUUUCUGCCGACCUGUCACUGAACAAAGAAACGGGCUCACUGUCUCUCAAGGGCUCAAAACUGCACAACAAGACCCUGAAGCGGACCCGCAGGUUUGUGGUGGACGGUGUGGAGGUGAGCAUCACCACCUCCAAGAUCAUCAGCGAAGAUGAGAAGAAAGACGAGGAGAUGAGAUUUCUCAGGCGCCAGGAACUCCGAGAGCUUCGACUUCUGCAGAAAGAAGAACAUCGGAACCAGACCCAACUGAGCAGCAAGCAUGAGCUGCAGCUGGAGCAAAUGCACAAACGUUUUGAACAAGAAAUCAACGCCAAGAAGAAGUUCUAUGACGUGGAGCUGGAGAACCUGGAGCGGCAGCAGAAGCAGCAGGUGGAGAAGAUGGAGCAGGACCACGGUGUGCGCCGCAAAGAGGAGGCCAAGAGGAUCCGCCUGGAGCAGGAUCGAGACUACGCCAAGUUCCAAGAGCAGCUCAAGCAGAUGAAGAAGGAGGUGAAGAGUGAGGUUGAGAAGCUGCCCCGGCAGCAGCGGAAGGAGAACAUGAGGCUGAAGAUGGAAGAGCACUCCCAGAAGAAGCAGCUGCUUGACCGAGACUUUGUGGCCAAGCAGAAGGAGGACCUGGAGCUGGCCAUGAAGAAGCUCACCACAGAAAACAGGCGUGAGAUCUGUGACAAGGAGCGAGAGUGCCUCAGCAAGAAGCAGGAGCUCCUCCGAGACCGUGAGGCAGCCCUGUGGGAGAUGGAGGAACACCAGUUGCAGGAGCGGCACCAGCUGGUGAAGCAGCAACUUAAGGACCAGUAUUUCCUGCAGCGGCAUGAACUGCUGCGCAAGCAUGAGAAGGAACGGGAGCAGAUGCAGCGCUACAACCAGCGUAUGAUGGAGCAGCUGAAGGUCAGACAGCAGCAGGAGAAGGCGCGGCUACCCAAGAUCCAGAGGAGUGAGGGCAAGACACGCAUGGCCAUGUACAAGAAAAGCCUGCACAUCAAUGGCGGGGGCAGCGCCUCGGAGCAGCGUGAGAAGAUCAAGCAGUUCUCCCAGCAGGAGGAGAAGAGGCAGAAGGCGGAGAGGCUGCAGCAGCAGCAGAAACAUGAGAAUCAGAUGCGAGACAUGGUGUCCCAGUGCGAGAGCAACAUGAGCGAGCUGCAGCAGCUGCAGAACGAAAAGUGUCACUUGUUGGUAGAACAUGAAACCCAGAAGCUGAAGGCCCUCGAUGAGAGCCAUAACCAGAGCCUGAAGGAGUGGCGGGACAAGCUGCGGCCACGCAAGAAGGCCCUGGAAGAGGAUUUGAACCAGAAGAAGCGGGAACAGGAAAUGUUCUUCAAACUAAGCGAAGAGGCAGAACCCAGACCCACUACACCCAACAGAGCCAGCAAGUUCUUCCCCUACAGCUCUGGGGAUGCUUCCUAACACCCCUGUCCCUGGGCUGUGGUGGGUGCUGUGGCAGCAUGGCCACUGGGGCCUCCAAGCCUCUGAGAACAAGUGACUCAGGACCUCUUUCUCUUGCUUCUGUGCCAGCUUAAACCAGCCCCUCAGCCCGCAAUGCCCCAGCUGGCCACAGUGCCACCCUGGCGCUUCUGAUGGAUGACUUCGUCAAGACUCACAUUCCCAUCACCUGGAAGUGAUUACAGCUAUUGGGGUCAGGGGGCAGGCGUAAUGGGUGUACCCCUCCUGUUUACCAAAACAUCAGCUCUACUGUCUGUGGGCACAAGCGCUACCAAUGUCAUCACGGUGAACUCAUCCUCAUUGUAAUCCUUGUGGGUUUUUUUGUUUGUUUUAGCAGUUCCCCACAGCGUCGGAAAACAUCCCGAACAGCCAUUUCAGUUCUCAGCAGCCAGCGCUCAGGGGUAUCCUCAGUCCCUGAGUCACCUGUUUGGUGGGGGUGGGAGGGGGAAGGGAGGGCAGAAAUGUUUAUCCUGGUUUCUGGCAUUGUAUCCUAUCUCAUUUCUCUCUCCCUGUGUGCACGUGCACACACACUCACACACACACACACACUCACACACACACACACACACACACACACACACACACACACCUUGGCCUCCUGACACUGCCUGCUGCCUCCUGAGCCUGAUCCUGGGCCAAUGAGCAUGUCAUGUGGAGCAGCAGGUGGGGACAUGCUGAGUGCUGGCACCAGGGCCCAGAGAAGGCACAGGCUGUACUGCCAGCCUGCAACUCAUUUGGCUGCACACAGGAUCCCGUGUCCAGGGGUAAACUCCCCUCCACAGCCAACUUCUGCUGCCCAGCACCUGCCAACCUCACCCUUGUCCACUUGUCUGCAGGUGUCCUGGGAAGGCUCUUGUCCUGUCCUGGUCCCCCUGUACAUAAUAAGCCCGGUGGUCCCUUGGACUUCAUUCCCCCUGAAGAAAUGCUUCCUGCCCUCAGGAACAUGCAGAAGCAGAGACACUGAACACCCAUGGUUCUGGGCCUUUGGGUUGCUCAGGUGGCCUCCUGAGGUGCUGAACCCCCAGGCUACCAUGUGUCACAACCCAGAAAAGCAGCUGUUCCACACAGCCUGUGUUCACUGAUAAAACAAACCUUUUUUGACUCUGAUGCCCAAGUGCUCCAUAAAAGUAGAUGUAAAUGGCUGGCUGCCUUCGAAAGAUACUUUUUUUUUUUUAAAGCCACAUCCUGAUGAUGCUGAUGCUGCUGCUGCUGCUGCUGCUGCUGCCUGGGGCUUGGGCAGCUGAGUCUGGUGAGUGGCUGAGACCUCAGCAGAAUGUCUCCAUCAGCUGUCUGAUGCUGAGGUGAUUCCCUGGAAAGUUUCCCCAGAUGAUAACUGGGUGCUCAGGGGGAGUGAGCUAGAAAAACAACAGGUCUUAGGACUCCCAGAUCGUGUGUGCAGUAAAGAAGCUCACACAGAGCCGGGCGUUGGUGGCGCACGCCUUUAAUCCCAGCACUCGGGAGGCAGAGGCAGGUGGAUCUCUGUGAGUUCGAGGCCAGCCUGGUCUACAGAGCGAGUUCCAGGACAGCCUCCAAAGCCACAGAGAAACCCUGUCUUGAAAAACCAAAAAAGAAGAAGCUCACACAGCCCAGGAGGGUGAUAGAUCUCAGGGUAGUGAGCCUCAGCUUGCCUUCAGGUCUCUCUGGUGCAUGGUGGCUGAGAAACAGGAAAGCUGGCAGAGGGGACCUGCAGGGCCCAGAGAUGCCAAGUGGGCAGGGCUGCUUCUGCCAUUGUUUACAAUCUGCUUUUUUUUUUUUUUUUUUUUUUUUUUUUUUGCAUCCAGGGGACUUGACAGUGGCUGUUAGGCAAAAUGCCACUUUUGUGGUUCAGGUAGUGUCUGAUCAUUCCCUGACUUACCAUUCAUACUGUUCUGGUGCUUUGUGUGAUUGUCACCUCCACACUUAGUGCCACCUGAGCCCUGGUGGCUCUACUGUGCCUUUUUGAGUGGGGUCUAGUCUAGUCUCCCAGCCUCAUCACUUAGUAUAUGUGCAAUGCCUGCUGCCGACAAGGCCCACGCAGUAUUCCUCGUACCCUGUGCUAAUGUUUUCUGUAUAGGGACAGGCAGAAAUGUUUUCGGUUGAGUAAAUAUAUCUAACUUAUAUUUCCCUUCAUGAAGGAUAGAUGUAAUGUGUAUGUCAUUUCCAACCAUCAUGUAAAUUUUUUGUAAACUGUCCUCUGCAAACAAAAAAUGUAAAUAUGCUUCUAAUAAAAUAACAAGGUAAUUUGCA
Mesocricetus auratus (golden hamster) is the source of this 5267-nucleotide messenger RNA. RefSeq names its product serine/threonine kinase 10 (gene Stk10). Bases 93 to 3005 code for a protein of 970 amino acids. The transcript has 19 exons. Gene Ontology annotation, biological process: protein phosphorylation. Gene Ontology annotation, molecular function: ATP binding; protein serine/threonine kinase activity. The record is from RefSeq and is a predicted model, not a curated record. Lineage: Eukaryota; Metazoa; Chordata; Mammalia; Rodentia; Cricetidae.